AUGUAGUUGAACAGUGAUUACCCGAAAUGCCACAGCGUCCGGUAAAUAGCAGGCGGGGAAUAGGAAAAGAACCACCAUGCGAGGAUUCAUCCUGCGAUUUUUGACAGCUUUUUGAUUCUAAAACGAUUUAAUGGGGUGCAGUAACAGUUGAGCAGCACUGGAUUUAUUUAAAGAAGAUGACAGGUUUUCUCCAAGUGUGUUCUGAGUAAAGACAACAGCGCGGAUUUGGCCCUUACGCGGGCAUCUAUUCAAAGCUAACUAGCUAGCGUGAUAGUGGGGAUGCUCGCUGAGCGUGUUCAUGUGUGGUUGAAGUACAAAUAACCUGUCGGUGUUACAUGUGUGCCUCCUGAAAUACAAUGUCUGGCUUUAACUUCGGAGCAGGGACUCUUGGUUCCACCAACGCGGGUGGGGGAUUCUCAUUCGGGGCUGUAACCAGUGCACCUGCGGCCAAUACUGGUGGCUUCUCCUUUGGAACUGCUUUGGGUACAGCAGCUCCAACCCCUGCUGCCUCCACCACCAGCACCACAGCAUCCCUUGGCCUAGGAGGCAGUCUCUUUGGUCAGAAACCUCCUGGGGGAUUUUCUUUCAACACACCUGCCUCAAGUGCUGCUGCACCCACUGCUGGCCUUACAUUAGGUGCCCCAGCAUCUACAGCUGCCUCCACUGGCUUCAGCUUGGCCUUCAACAAGCCCACUGCAUCAGCAACACCUUUCUCCCUCACCACCACCUCUACCACCUCGUCAGCUCCUGCUGGGGCAGGUUUAUCAUUUGGCUCUGUCCUGACCUCCACUGCUCCACAGCAGCCAGCUGCCGCCGGCUUCACCCUCGGUCUUGGCGGUUCAACAACGACAGCAGCCGCAACAGUCCCCUCACUGGGCGGGGGUCUCUUCUCCAACACUGUGUCUGCAGGUUUGGGUCAGACUGCUCUUGGAGGAGGAGGUUUAACGUUAGGUUCUUUGUUAGCUACCUCUACGGCAGUGUCAGCGGCUCCAGCUCCCAGUGUUGGUUUAGGUGGGGUCGACUUCAGCACUUCUUCUGAGAAUAAGAGCGACGCAUCAUCUGGAACCAAUGCACAGGACAGUAAAGCUUUAAAAGAUGAGAACCUGCCUCCGGUCAUCUGUCAGGAUGUCGAGAAUUUCCAAAAAUUUGUGAAAGAACAGAAACAGGUUCAAGAGGACAUAAGCAGGAUGUCAUCUAAGGCCAUCUCUAAAGUUCAAGAUGACAUCAAGAACCUCAAACAGCUUCUCUCUGUCAGCGCCAGCGGUCUGCAGCGACAGGCUCUGGCCAUUGACAAGCUGAAGCUGGAGACAGCACAGGAGCUGAAAAAUGCUGACAUAGCACUGCGUACACAAAAGACUCCCCCUGGACUUCAACAUGAGAACACUGCUCCAUCAGAUUAUUUCCGUAGCCUGGUAGAGCAAUUUGAGGUGCAGUUGCAGCAGUACCGGCAGCAGAUAGAAGAGCUGGAGAACCACCUGACAACGCAGAGCAGUGGCUCCCACAUCACACCUCAGGAUCUGACUCUGGCCAUGCAGAAGUUGUACCAGACAUUUGUUGCACAAGCUGCCCAGCUCCAGUCUGUCCAUGAGAAUGUCAAGAUCUUGAAGCACCAGUACCUUUCCUAUCGCCGGGCCUUCCUGGAAGACUCCACAGAUGUUUUCGAGUCCAAACGGGCAUCCAACAGGAAGUGGCAGAGUGCACCGCGAGUCACAACUGGGCCUGCCCCAUUCUCCAGUGUGCCAAACGCUGCAGCGGUUGCCAUGGCAGCCACAUUGACCCAGCAACAGCAGCCAACUCCAGGGACCCAGGCACCCUUGGGGGCAGGGUUUGGAAACCCCUUUGCCUCGGCAGUUGGCACUAGCUUGGGCUCCUCUGCUCUUGGAGGUUUUGGUGGUGGGCCAGGAUUUGGUGGGGUGGGGACUGGGGGUUCUUCUUUUGCCUUCUCCUCCACCAGUAAGCCCACAGGAGGCAGUCUGAGUGCAGGUUUUGGCAGCAGCAGCAGCUCAGGCUUUAACUUCAGUAACCCUGGCAUCAACCCCUCGGCCGGCCUGACCUUUGGUGUGUCUAAUCAACCCGCGGCAGGCUUCGCCACAGGAGGGCCCCUGCUCCAGCUCAAGAAACCCCCUGCCGGUAAUAAAAGGGGCAAGAGAUAGAGCCAAGGAAAGACAGAACCCUGCGACUGACCAGCUGACCAGUUUGUCGUUUGUAGCGUGUAAGGCCUGGUCUCCCAAAAGCAUACAAGCGCUAUAAUCAUCCUAUCCGACUACACAGCAAAGAAAAUGUACAUUGGAGGAUUUUUUUUAAACCAUAAGCAGCAUUAUUUUUAUAACAUACAUCGGUCUGUAUUGUCCACUGUCCCACACUGAUUUGGUUCCAUUCCAUCUGAUUCCAGAUUGCUAAGUCGUUAGCCGUUUUUCAUUGUCAGAGUUGAUGCAGAAUUGGCCAUAUAUCAGAGGUUCCUAGUGGACCCAUUUAUAUAAUGAAAUUGCAUUACUUGGGUCUAAGGAAUCUGCUUUAAACCAAAGGUAAAGGGUAUCACUCACCACAUAAUGCCAGACAUUUGGAAUCAUUUUUUUAAGGACAGCAGAAGUAAAUGGCUAAUUCUUUUUGGCAGUUCCCAUGGUAGGGAACGUGGGACCAAAUCAAUAUCGUAGACAGUGGCAUGUAAGGAAAGGUUAAACAUGGUGUUUGUUUGCAUAAUUUUAAGCAUGAACUUGCCCAUAUGCAUUGCCUGAAAUUUUUGCCUGCACCCAGCGACAUGUGGCGCUACAAUGCUUUUGGGAAUGCCAGCAGAGGACAGAGCUGGGUCAAAUUCAUAUUGUUUCAUUUACCUGUGAGGACUUGCUUUAGUCUGAAUAUUGUACAAGAUAGAUGUGUUUUUGCGCUUUGAGGUGGACAUUGGAGUUGGUUCCAUUGUGUUACACACUCUGUCAAUCCCAGAACUGCACUUGAAUGCCUCUCAAAUGAUGACUUGGCUCAAGUCUCGUCCAGGGAAGAUAAGGUAAAGGGUAAGAGACUUUAGGGGUAAUAGUUGGUUGGGAACAGCAUGGUCCUGGCCCUAAGUUGUCGAUGCGGCGUAUUAUCUGAUCCUAGAUAGUUUUAUAGGCACAGGAGAGUGUCCAGGGUGGGUUUUUGGGGAAGCACAGUUUUAUUUUUGUAACAAGUGGAGAGAGAGAUAAGGGGUAAAAGGGGACUAGCACCACGGGAUAGUCCAUUAUCUAGUCCACAUAACCUGUGUUGUUUUUGCUAUAAUCCAUCCUUAUUGUUUAUUAAUUACUUUUUUUUUUUUUAGUUUGCCCCUGUGUACCAAUCUAAGAUGUUGGGAAAGGAAAUGCUGUGCUGUGUAUUACAUGGCUCCCUACAGAUGUUAAAUUAGUUGAAUCUUAAAGGGAUUUCACAUGCAGAUUCUACGUACUCAACUCAAUUUAUACAUGUGCUAGAACAAAUUUGCACUUGCCGGUGUAUGUGACCUGACAGUGAUUGUGUGAAUGUGCAUGUGUGCGUAUUGCACAAGUAUGAAUUUGUCUCUUUGGUCUAUCAUACUGUAGUUGCUGACUUAUUUUGAGCAUCGGGUGUGGUUCGGGGAUCUGCUUUUUUUAAUUGUCCAUGUCAGUUCAGUUACCAAAUACUGGUAGUUGUACUAUUAUUUUCUAAUCACACUCUGUGUAAACCUGUAUUUUCAAAAAGCUGUUUAAUAAUAAAAUCUUCAAUAUGAUGUUUUGCCUGUUCAUGGCAUCACUUCAAUAAAUGUGUGUGUUGACACAGA
Molecule: messenger RNA, 3766 nt
Organism: Thunnus maccoyii (southern bluefin tuna)
Lineage: Eukaryota; Metazoa; Chordata; Actinopteri; Scombriformes; Scombridae
Gene: nup58
Product: nucleoporin 58
Exons: 14
Coding region: 357-2153 (598 amino acids)
Biological process (GO): nucleocytoplasmic transport
Cellular component (GO): nuclear pore
Molecular function (GO): structural constituent of nuclear pore
Source: RefSeq, a predicted model, not a curated record